AUGGGUAGUAAGAAGAGAAGCAGCGCCGAGACAUCGGAGGAUGUCGAGAAGAAUCAGACGGAUUUGAUUAUGAAGAAGAAGAAAUCAAAGAGUGAUAAGAUGAAAACCGUGCUCAGUGCUGAUGAUACUGAUGCGGCGGCGGCGGCGGCUCCACCCGGCGUUGCGAGCUCCGGUAAGGAUAUGGAGAAGAAGAAGAAGAGAAAAGCUUCAGACAAAGAGAGAAGACGCGCAGCUCUUGAGAACAACGACGGUGGAGCUUCCCGCCCCGACCCUAUGGCUGUCGAUUCGAACUCCGACGACCCUGAAACGUCUCUAGCCGCCGCUUCUUCCGAUUCUUCUUCAUCUGGAAAGCUGCCGGAGUUGCCACUUAACUACUUUAGGGAUUUGGCUUCUUCCGAUGCUUCCGUCAGAGAAGCAGCUGCUGCGUCGCUGGUGUCGAGGCUUCAAGAGAUUCAGAAGCAAUACGAGAUGUUACCGGACAAGGAAUCCGUCGACGGCGGAUUGAUGCUUGAAGCUGAGAAGAACGACGGUUUGGAUAACUGUGCGCCGCAUCUGAGAUACGCUCUACGGAGGCUAAUUCGUGGAGUCUCUUCUUCCAGAGAGUGUGCAAGGCAAGGAUUUGCCUUGGGGUUAACAUUGCCUGUUAGCAUAAUCUCUAGCAUUAAUAUGGAAUCGCUGCUGAAACUCAUUUCUGAUUCUCUGUCAGUAUCUUCAUCCAUGAAGGGACAAGACGUUAAGGAAUGCCUGUUGGGUAGGUUGUUUGCUUAUGGUGCGAUAGCGAGAUCUGGAAGACUGGUUGAAGAUUGGCAGUCUGAUAAAGACUCUCAGAUCAUCAAAGAAUUUACCAAUGCUGUGAUUGGUCUUGCUGCGAAGAAGCAUUACCUGCAGGAACCAGCUGUUCAUGUUCUUCUAAACUUUGUUGAGAAGCUACCCACUGAAGCUGUAGUGGCUCAUGUUAUGGAAGCUCCAGAGCUUCAGAAAUGGUUUGAGCAAGCCACAGAAGCUGGAAACCCUGAUGCUUUGCUCCUAGCGCUUAAACUCCGUGAAAAGAUUUCAGCCGAUCACCCUGUAUUUAACAAGCUUCUACCAGUUCCUUUCAGUUCAGCGAACUUUUUUUCUGCUGAUCAUUUGUCAGCCAUUGGUAAUUGCUUGAAGGAAUCUACUUUCUGCCAGCCUCGUGUGCAUAGCAUAUGGUCUGCUAUUCGAGAUAUGCUGUUACCGGAAGCAGUUGUCCAAAGCGAAGAUAUCACGAGUUCCUCGAAGAAGCAAAAGCGAAACCGCAAGUCCAAUCCCGUUGAAGACGAAGCCACAAAUAACAUCAAGAAUUUCUGCGGAAUUUUUAUGGAAGGAACCCUGCUGUCUUCAUCUCACGAUCGCAAACAUUUGGCGUUCGAUAUCCUGCUUCUUCUUCUUCCAAAGCUUCCUGCAAGUUUCAUCCAGCAUUUUUUAUCCCUCAAGUUUGUUCAGUGCCUCAUGGAUAUACUCUCCACGAAGGAGUCUUGGUUGCAUAAGGUUGCAACUCAUUUUCUUGUGGAGCUAAUGAAUUGGGUGAAAGACGACGAUACCAAGAGGGUGGCUGUUACAAUGGCUCUUCAGAAACAUAGUGAAGGCAAAUUUGACAAUGUUACGCGUACAAAGACUGUUAAAGGUCUAGCUGCAGAUUUUGAAACUGAAGAAGGUUGCACGCUUUUUCUCCAAAACUUGAUGAACUUGUUUGUGGAUGAACAGCAUGUUCCUGAGGAACCUUCAAGUAUGAAAUGGGCCCAAGAACCUAGCUCUCUGAACUCGGAUCAGAGUCAAACAACAGAUGAUAACUCUGAGAUAGGUUCAAACGAGGAGAAGGAUUCAGUUGGAGCGACUGGAAACUCGGAUGCUCUGAAAAGCUGGGUCAUUGAAUCUCUCUCUGGCAUUUUAAAACAUGCUAAGUUGGCUCCUGAGGCGAAACUGCGAGUGCAUAACCAGAUCCUGAAAUUUCUCGCUGUUCAAGGUCUAUUCGUGGCUUCUCUCGGCACUGAGGUUACAUCAUUUGAGUUGCAGGAGAAAUUCAAGUGGCCAAAGACAGCUACUCCUACUGCUCUUUGCAAAAUGUGCAUUGAGCAACUUCAGUUAUUGCUAUCAAAUUCUCAAAAGAUUGAGAAUCCACUAUCUAAGGCGAAUGGACUGGAGCAGCCCGAUGAUCCUGUUUCAUACUUCAUGAGGUUCCUUAGCACGCUGCAGAAUAUUCCCUCGGUUUCUCUCUUCCGUUCCUUGGAUGAAGAAGAUGAAAAUGCAGUUAAAGAAUUACAAGAAACAGAAAGCAAACUUUUAAAGGAGGAAAGGAAUUCAGGAUUAUCUGCUGACGCGAAAAAAAUUCAUUCAUUGAGGCACUUAGUCGUUCAGAUGUUGCUUCAAAUACUUCUUCAUCCGGGAGAGUUCUCUGAAGCUGCAGCUCAACUUUCAGUAUGCUGUGACAAAGCUUUUAAGCUCUCUCUUGAUCUUCUGAGAAGUGAUGGCGAAGGUGAGGCAGACGAAGAAGAAGAACCAGCAGUCAUGGAUGUCCUCGUGGACACAUUACUUUCCCUCUUGCCACAUUCUUCAGCUCCAAUGCGAUCUUCCAUUGAGCAGGUUUUCAAGUACUUCUGUCAAGAUGUCACCAAUGAUGGACUGCUGAGAAUGUUGCGGGUGAUCAAAAGAGAUCUAAAACCGGCUAGACAUCAGAAGAAGAAAGACUCAGACUCUAAGGAUCUUGGUGAUGACGACGAAGAUUUUCUAGCUCUUGAAGAGGAAGAGGAAGAAGAGGAAGAAAAUGAGGAAAUGGGUGAAACUGGUGAGAGCGAUGAGCAGACUGAUGAUUCCGAAACAGUAACUGGCGUUGUCCCUAGGGCAGUUGACAAAGAAGCUCCUGAAAAUUCUGAGGACUCUGAUGAUUCUUCUGAUGAUGGGAUGGAUGAUGAUGCAAUGUUUCGCAUGGACACUUACCUGGCACAGAUAUUCAAGGAGAAGAGGAAUCAACCUGGGGGCGAAACUGCUCAGUCCCAGCUUGUUUUGUUUAAACUCCGUGUCCUUUCUCUUCUCGAAAUCUAUCUACAUGAAAAUCCAGGUAAUCCUCAAGUAAUGACAGUGUACACAAACUUAGCGCAGGCACUUGUGAACCCAAGCACUGCAGAAAGUAGCCAGCAGCUUCUACAGCGUUUAUGGGGUAUCAUCCAGAAGAAGAUCUUCAAGGCUAAAGAGAUUCCCAGGGAUGAAUCUAUCGAGUUGCCUGCGCUUGCUUCUUUGUUGGAGAAGAAUCUAAAACUGGUGGCAAAACCAUUCAAGAGUAAGUCAGGGGUUGAUCCUGAGGUUGAUCCUGCCAAGAAGAAGCUGGCUGCGUGGAGACGAGAAAAAAUGAACCAGACGAAGCAGUCAGCUGCGUGGAGCCGAUACAAAAUGAUCUCUAACCUUGCCCAGAACUCAACUUACUGGGUUCUGAAGAUAAUCGAAGCCAGAAAAUUCUCAGAAACUGAACUGGAGUCGAUCCUGGAUGUGUUUCGGAAUGUCCUUGUCGGGUACUUUGAUACCAAGAAGUCUCAGAUGAAGAUAGACUUCCUUGAGCAAGUGUUUAGAAGGAGACCAUGGAUUGCACACCAACUGUUUGGACUUCUUCUGGAGAAGAGCGGGACUACCAAGUUUGACUACCGUAGAGUGGAAUCUCUUGAGUUGAUCACUGAAACUCUGAGAUCGCUGGUUCCUAUAAACGUAGACACCGAAGAAGACUCGAAGCAAAAAAUGGAGACCUAUCUGGAGAAUCUGAGUCAUUUGAUUAAAGGGCUUGUUGGAAAGAUGCCCGAUAAGCACGCAAGGAGAGCUCUGGUGCGUAAGUCCUGUGGCAGGAUCUUUCAAAUGGUCUCUUCGUUGAAACUCACCAAGUCUCUCCUCGAGGGUUUGGGACCAGAUGGUCAAACAGCUUGUGAAACUGCACUUGGUGAUACGUUCUUGAAAUUCAAGAAAACUGAGGAAUAA
This is a messenger RNA of Microthlaspi erraticum, 3981 nucleotides long. The record is from the annotation of a GenBank genome assembly. NCBI's taxonomy places the organism in Eukaryota, Viridiplantae, Streptophyta, Magnoliopsida, Brassicales, Brassicaceae.